Molecule: messenger RNA, 10983 nt
Organism: Xiphophorus hellerii (green swordtail)
Lineage: Eukaryota; Metazoa; Chordata; Actinopteri; Cyprinodontiformes; Poeciliidae
Gene: mxra5a
Product: matrix-remodelling associated 5a
Exons: 8
Coding region: 1107-8537 (2476 amino acids)
Molecular function (GO): protein binding
Source: RefSeq, a predicted model, not a curated record
AAAUAAAACAAUAAAAAAUACAGUUAGGGCCCACAGCCAAAUAGCUAAAAUUUGCCCCCAAAAUACGUCACUGCCUGUUUUCUGUCAUUUGUUUUAGUUAUGAAAAAAAUAGUGAAUAGGAACAUUUUCUGUAAAGCAGUUUGGAGUCACAUUCCACAGAAAUGGUGGCAUAUAGUUCAUACUGGGAGCUGUUGAUCCGUUCUGUGCAGCCAUAUUGGACACCAAACUCGGAGCUGCUCAGCAAGCUUCACCUUCCGCCUGGGAAAAACUUCAGAAAUGAAAGAGAAUGCCCCAUUAUACUUAAUGGAGACUCUAUUGCUGCAGGUAGCUGUAACCUGUAUGCAGAACAUCCUGCAAUCCCUUUAAAUCAAUGGAGGGUAAGAGAAAAAUGUGACACGCCUGAAUGAGGAAAGAUUUUGUUUUUCAUUUACUGACUUUGCACCAGUGACAGUUUUUGCUCUGCUCUGCAUCACACUAUUAAGUAUUUGGUGGCUGAUUCAGAACUUGAGUCCUGACAGACAAACAGGGAAACAAAGGGAGAAGAAUCAUAGCAGAAGCCCAGUUUUACUCCUUCUCAUUGAAACAUAUUGUUCCUGCUGUAUUAUUCCUCUCAGCCUUUCUGUAUUCAGCUGUUGAAGUCAGUCUUUGUCAUUCUAAUCAAAGUUAUCCAAGCAACACUUCAGCAAGCAUUCCUCCUUAGCAGCAGUAUGCCUGGCUGUGGGAGCAAAUGUUCUGCCCUCCUUCAAACUUUCCUUGCUCCUCCCGCUGCGUCUCCAGCGAUCGCUCUGCAGCUGCUCCUUCACUCGCUUCAGACUGGGAGUGAGGACAGCACUCUGCUGCUUGGACCUAACACCAUCUUUUUGUUUCUUUUUUUAAAAAAAAAACACUUCCAGUUCCAGUCUGUGACUCCAACUUGUCUCUUUAUCAGUUCAUGAUUUUUAGCUUUGUGUUCACACAUGACAAAAUGGGACAUGAGGGGCUUCCUGCAGAAAGGUUUUCAGUACUUUAAGAUGUGAAUUCAGUUGAAUCAAGCAGAUCACAGACUUUCCAACAUUGUGGUUGUUGUAGUCGGGCCCUCCAAGCAGCUGCUGUGUCAGUCUCUCUGGAUGAAGAUGGAGCACUCCACCCUGUGGGUCCUCCAGACUCUGCUGGUGCUCCUGUCUCCUGUGGGGUCUGCUCCCUGCCCCCGGCCCUGCUCCUGCCCUCAGCCUGCUGAGCUCCACUGCACGUUCCGCUCCCUCCUCACCGUCCCAGCAGCGGUACCCAAGCACGUGAAGCGCAUAAACUUGGGGUUCAACAGGAUUUAUAAAAUAAGUGACACUUCACUGUCUGGGCUGGGGAAGCUGGAGCUGCUGAUGGUCCAUGGGAACAACAUUCACUCUCUGCCUGAUGGAGCGUUCAGGGACCUGGCAUCACUUCAGAUGCUGAAGAUGAGCUACAACAAGCUGAAGGAAAUCAACAGGCACACUCUCCAGGGGCUGUGGUCUGUGACCAGGUUGCACUUGGAUCACAACCAGAUAGAACUCAUCCAUCCGGACGCCUUCCAGGGACUCACUUCCUUACGCUUUCUGCAGCUGGAGAGAAACCAGCUUCAACAACUGCAUCCUGCCACCUUCACCACCUUCACUCUGAUGGACCAGUUCUACAUCUCUACCCUGCGACACCUCUACCUAUCUGACAAUGCACUCACAUCCCUCCCCUUCCAGCUGGUGGAGACCAUACCACAGCUUGAGAACCUGUACCUCCAUGGGAACCCCUGGACCUGUGACUGCAGUAUGAGUUGGUUGCAUGACUGGGAAAAAACUUCACCAGGGGUUCUAAAAUGUAAAAAGGACAGAGCCCUUCCAGGUGGCCAGCUGUGUCCAAUGUGUUCUUCUCCCAUACAAGUGAAGGAAAAGGAACUCCAAGCUGCUCAUCCUCUGGUUUGCAAUAGCCCAGUCAUCAGUUUCCUUCAUAGAACUACAUCGCUAGAAUAUUCUGAAAGUGAGACAUUGACCUCAGAGGACUUUAAGGAGCCCAUUGGUAACAUAUCUCUUGGCCUCUCUGAUGAGCAUGGGAAUGAGUUAGAUCUGGAGUGCAGUGCUCACAAGCUAAAAGAACCUGCCAAGGUAAGCUGGGAGCAGGUCAACCAGCUUCAGCUGGUCGCAAACGUUAGCUUCUCAGUAGACCUUCAGUGUUCUGUUGACAGAGAAAAAUACGAGCAGCUGUGGAGACUGAUUGCAUACUACAGCAACGUUCCAGCCCAUUUAAAACAACUAGUCAUUCCAAGCCAAGAGCCGUACCCACCACAUGUAUAUAACCAGGACUCUGUGCAGGAUGCCCACUACUACACAGGUCUUAAAGCCAAAGUGUCAGCCCAGCCUGCAUGGCUGAUGCAACCAUCCAUAGAACUACAACUGAACCGGCCUCAGUCAUCAACCAGCAUGGUAAAGUUAAUUCUGAGGACAAACUUCUCAGAGACAGUGGACAUCAAGCUUCAGCAAAGACUCAGGAGGAACUGGGUCAUGAUCGAGUCAACAAACAGAACACAGAAUGCUAUGAGUGUUAUCCUUGGAAGUUCAAAUGAAAUGGCCUGUAACGUGCACAGUUCUGACCUGCCAGUAAUUCAGUGGAUGCUGCCAGACAGUUCCAAGCUUAACAGGCCAUUUAGGAGUCCUGAAAACAGGGUUUCUGUUUCCAGAGAUGGAAGGUUGAAAAUUAAAGCAGUAACUCACAGAGACACUGGAGCUUACUACUGCAUCGCCAAGGUUCAAGGAGAUUUUGCUGUGCUUUCCUUCUAUCUAACUGUCCAGGAAUCCUCUAGUCCUCCCACAGGGGAGGACACAUCAAUUGCAUCAAUAGAGGAAUUUGCAGGAAACUCCAUUUCUCUGGACUGUCCAGCAUCCAGUUCUCCUGAUGCUGAAAUAAACUGGAUUCUACCAAACAACAAAAUAAUUUAUUUCCGAGCUAAUUAUUCCAAAGCACUGGUGACUUUUAAUGGUACUCUUCAAAUCCUAAAGACUCAGAUAUCAGAUAGUGGUUAUUACAAAUGUGUAGCAAUCAAUCAACACGGUGUAGACACACUAGUGAAAAAAGUUAGUAUAGUUAGGCGCAAUGGUCUAAUUAGACCAAUGCGCAAGUUUACAACAAGGCCUCAGUCAGCCUCAGGGGUGAACACUCAAAUAAACGUCCCUACAGAGAAUCCAGAAGAAGCAUCAGGUGACAGUGACAGGUCUACAAUACGCCACCGCAUCAAUAGUGUUAGACGUAAACUCCCAGUGAGUCUAGUCCCAGGAAGAAGAGGUAUUCAUCCAUCUAGGAGCACCCGGCAGCGACAGCCUGUGCUCCGGAAACCAACAGGGUCUCACAAUGGAAACCUGAAAGGUUUAGCAGAGAACAGGAGGAGGAUUAAUCUUUCUAAAAGUAAAAUUGACCCAGAGAAAUGGGCAGACAUUUUAGCUAAGAUUAGGGACAGAAAUACUGUGACCUCGCCUCCUGUUUCUUUCCCAACAAAGAUGAAAGCAACAGAGUUGACGACACAGUCAUGGGAAACUUCUGAUGAGCCAUCAGAUGGUGGGGGUGUACAUGAGCGAGUGAGUCAGCAUUAUUCCAUACGUCAGAGCCCUGAAAAACCUACAGAAUACAGUACUCAUGGUCAAGAUAGUCAUGUGACACCUGAAAGCAUCACUGCACAAGAUGCAACUCCUAACAGCAGAUUUGUUACUAUAGAGUCCCAUCCAACAGAAAUUGCAUAUACUACACAGCACACAACCUAUGACAGAGAGUUGAACCUAAUCACAAGUUCAAACAGUGGGUUUUUCCUCCCCCAGACCACAUCUGUUCCACCGCACGCUAUUACUGUCAGGCAGCCCAGUGCACACACUGCAACCAGCAGCACAUUUUCUUUUUCAGAGAACCUAAGCACAAGUAUUACUGCCGAUAAGAUUCAAACAGCUGAUCCGUCUGAGGGGCUGCAGAGCAGUGAGAGUAGGAACAAACCAAAUGAUGUCACUAACUCCAUAAAUCACAGAGAAGCCUUCUUUAUGGAAAGUCAAAUUACUCCUUCAGCCAACCCAAAUCACUCUGCAGCAAGUCAAGAAGGAAGUGGAAACUAUUUGAGCGAGACUUCAACUCUGUCACAGUUUCAGUCUCAUCCAAAAGACACAACGCUCAAUGAUUUGCAUUCUGAAGUUGUUGACACGACAGGGUCUCCAACAACUACCUUCAAUCUCCCUGGAAAAAGAAGGGUGCACUCUACAAGACGGCCAAAGUCACGCCUUCGGAAAGUCAACUCUCAGAGGAGGAACGGUGGCCGGAGGAGACGGCCAGACAGAAAGAAACAAAAGCUCAAAACACUUGGCAGCUUCAUCACCACUGCACCUGUAAAUACUCCCUUACCUACAGCCAAGACCUCUGCCUCUAAAUUGUUAAACACAGAAAGAUCAGAAAUUGCAGUUCGUUUAUAUACCUCUGUUCCAUUCACAGAGAGCCAAGUGGCGUCAUCAGACAGACUGAGUCAUAAAGAAAGCACAGUCUUCAGUCAGAACCACGAGGUAAUCAAAGAGCCUUCCUCACUACCAACCUCUUCUUUAGGAACAAAGGACAGCCAAAACAAAUCAUGGCAAAGCACUGCAGCUGCACCAUCAUUUCCAAGCAUUUCUCCAGGCUUAACUCAUGGAAAUACUACUCCUCACAGCACUGCGGAAAUCUCAGACAGUGCAUAUCCUACAGCGAUUUCAGAGAUUCUCCCAUCAAUCCCUCAGCAGAGGUUUGCAGACAGUCCUCCUCCACCUGCUGAGCAUUUAGAGAACUGGCAUGAAACAAGUUUUACAACAGAAUUGGCACCUCUGCUGCACUCUGAAAGUCCCUCAUGGGGUUUGCAAAGUAUGACAAAAUUGACAACAGACAACAAGAAUCAGCAAUUUGUCCAUCAGGAGACUUUUUCUGAGGAGGUUGAACAAAUACAUUGGGAGAAGACUGGAAUGGAUUCUUCACUACAGCCUUCCUAUUUUACCCAAACUGCUUCACCCAUCCAGGGAAACAAGACAGACUCUGGAGAAACUUCCAAAGGAUCACUCUCAACUCCAAGGAUGCUUUUUGAGGUCACCACUGAGAGACUUGCACCAUUAGAAGAUUUAAAGAGUGAAGAAAAUGAGAAGAAACCUCUGAAUGCUGGAACCGAUUCUACACAUAUGAGCAGUGUAAAAACAACACAUGCCUCAGCUACCUCAACAUUGCCAUAUCAUAUUAAACCAUCCAGAGAGAUUCCCUAUCUCUCAAAACCCAGACUUUCUCCUUUAGUACCUCUUCUAAUUUCUUUAUCAACAUCCAUCACUCAAAAUGCCACAGUCACAGUCAGUACCAGCCAGGAUCAACAAAUAAAACCCAUCUCUACCACAUCCGUCCUAAGAAGAUCAUUUAACUUUCAUCCUACAACAUUUCCUCCAAAUCACAAACCAAUAAAUACAAUUCCAACCUCCCAGGCAUCCACCUCUAUACCAGUACCCACUGGGAUCCCAUCCCAAAAGACACUGUCACCAGUAACUCUGGAUAUGUCCACACAGCACCUAAACGAGCAUGGAUCUGUUCAAAGACGGAAGCCAAGGAUAAAAACUACCCAUUCUCAGACGAUUACUGUCAAAGUAGAAAAAGAUGCUAAGCUUCCAUGUGAGACUGGAGGUCAGCCCAUGUUUUUCCUGUCUUGGACAAAAGUUUCCAACGGAGCGAGUAUCGCCAGGAACAUGAAGGUGCAGAGGUUUGAGGUCCUCCAUAAUGGAACUUUAAUCAUAAGAAACUCACAGCUAACCGAUGAGGGCCAGUACGUGUGCACCGUUCAGAAUCAGUAUGGUACAGACAAGAUGAUGGCUAACCUUAUAGUCAUGUCUCAUCAUCCACGGGUCCUUCAACCUCGAGAGCGAGAUAUCCAUGUGUAUGAAGGAAGCAAGGUUGAACUGGAAUGCAAAGUUGAAGGGGAUCCUGUGCCUCGGGUUAAGUGGGUCCUCCCAAACUCAAUCCAGCUGAUGACGACCUCACCUUCUGUGCCAUCUCAGUGGCAGGUGGCUGUAGAUGAUAGUGGAACUCUUCAUAUCAGCCGGGCUAGUUUGACUGAUAGUGGAAUUUACAGGUGCACUGGCAGCAGUGCAGCUGGAGCUGAUACCGUGUCAGUGCAUCUUCAUGUCUCUGCAAUGCCCUCUUUGAUUCAGCAGAGACUAGAUGAGAACAUGACUUUUCCAGAGGGCAGCGCUGCUUAUAUUGACUGCACUGCCACAAGAGCCUCUCAGCCAAUCAUGCAUUGGAUCACUCCUGAUGGCACACAGCUCACUCCUUCCCAACUAAUUACUAGAGAUAACCUUACUGUCUUUCCAAAUGGGACACUCCACAUACAAAGAUUGGACCUCAAGAAUUCUGGGAGAUAUGUAUGCAAAGCCAGUAACGGAGUAGCCUCAAGCAGCAGGACUGUGAUGCUAAGUAUCAGAAGAAAACUGUUGUCUGCUAAAGCCACAAUUACAUCUUCAUCUCCCCAUAGAACAGAUGUAAUAUAUGGAAGUAAGCUACUUCUGAACUGUGUGGCAACAGGUGAACCGGAGCCUCGAAUCAUCUGGAGGACGCCCUCUAAGAAGCUAGUGGAUAAUCAGUACAGCUUUGAGUCUAGGAUCAAAGUAUUCCUUAAUGGCAGCAUAAGCAUUCAUUCUGUGACUGACAAGGAUGGAGGUGACUACCUGUGUGUAGCCCGUAACAAAAUGGGUGAUGACUACGUUCAACUGCGGGUCAAUGUCUUGACCAAACCAGCAACAAUUGAGCAGAAACUUCAGAAAUCCAGUCAGGAGGUGGUACAAGGCCAAGACCUGAAGGUGGACUGUGUGGCAUCUGGCCUCCCCAGCCCAGAGAUUAGCUGGGCACUACCAGAUGGGACCAUGGUCAACCCAAUAAAGCAGAAAGCAGGAGUCCAUGUGGGACGCAGUCGCAGGUACGUGGUGUUUGACAAUGGGACUCUGUACUUUAACGAUGUUGGCCAGCCAGAAGAAGGUGAUUACACUUGCUAUGCACAGAACCAACUUGGCAGAGAUGAGAUGAAGGUGAGAGUCAAGGUGAAAGGUGGUACAUCCUCACCUCAAAUCCAGGAUAAAGAUCAUAAGACUGUCAGAGUGAUCUACGGUGAGACAGUAACACUGCAGUGCAAUGCCAAAGGUGACCCAGUACCUGUUGUCACUUGGAUGUCUCCCAAAAAUAGACCAAUUUCCAAUGCAAUAGACAGAUACAAGGUGCUUAAAGAUGGAACACUGCUUGUUCAAAAUGUUCAGCAAUUUGAUGAAGGUAAUUACACCUGUAUGGCGAGGAACAGUGUUGGCCAAGACAAUAAAGUUACCAGAGUGGAGGUUUUGGCAACUCCUCUAGUUAUCAAUGGCUUAAGAGGAACUUCAAAUACCAUCAAAGUUACUGCAGUUCAGGGAGAACGGAAACUGUUGGAUUGUGUGACCGAGGGAACCCCUUCACCUCGUAUCAUGUGGAUCCUCCCAGGAAAUCUAAUACUUCCUGCUCCAUACUACAGUAAUCAUAUGACAGUUCAUCAGAAUGGUACUUUGGAAAUACAAUCAGCUAAGAAGACAGACUCAGGACAAAUGGUGUGUGUUGCUCGUAAUGAACGAGGUGAGGUUAGAAUGUUGGUCAACUUGGAUGUCAAAGAAAUGGUUGGACGUCCACAAAUUGAUGCUCCCCAAAGAGAAAGCUUUUCCCUAAAAGUGGGGAAUACAGUGACUCUAAAUUGCUCGAUUGAUGGCUUGGAGUUAACUGAUAUAAUGUGGACCUUACCCAGCGGGACUCCUCUGCAAGCCGGUGCUCGAAUUUCAAAGUUUUUUCACCGACUUGAUGGAUCUUUGAUCAUCAACAAUCCAUCUGUUGCUGAUGUUGGUAUGUACCGCUGUGUGGGGCAUAACUCUGCUGGGAUUUUUGAGAGUACAGUCACCCUGUCCCCAGGAAGGAAGCCACAGAUUCUGAACAGAUACAUCUCUCCUGUCAGCAUCCUGGAUGGUGAAACACUUUUCCUUCAUUGUCAAACAACUGGUGAGCCAUUCAAACUUACAUGGACCCUGCCCAGUGGGGUUGUUCUCAACAGGUUGCAGAAAGCUAGACGCUAUUCGAUAUUGCGUAAUGGGACAAUUGUCAUUCGACAAGCAUCAGUCUAUGAUAGAGGACCCUAUGUUUGCAGAGCCGCCAAUGAAUAUGGCAGCUCCUUGCUUUCAGUCUCAGUAAAUAUCAUUGCAAACCAACCCAGGAUUACCAGUGGCCCUCCUUCUGUGACUUACGCCAAAAAUGGAGUUGCUGUUCAGCUGAACUGUGUCGCCACUGGGCUCCCCAAAGUAGAGGUGGCUUGGGAAACACCUGAUAAAACCCGCCUGGUUGUAAGUACACAGCCACGCCUUUUUGGAAACAAGUAUCUCCAUCCACAAGGUUCCCUAAUCAUUCAGAAUCCAACCCAACAAGAUUCUGGUGUUUACCGAUGCACUGCCAGAAAUACUGCCGGUGUAGACUCUAAAACAACAUUUCUGAAUGUGUUCUAAAGAAUUUUACUUUCAACCCAUACCCAAGGCAAUACUGUAUGCCCAAGCAACUGCCUAAUAAAAAGACAUUAUAUCAGAACACAAUUAAAGUCACUGUAAAAAUUGUGAAAUCACCAUCCAAUUAGCAUUCAGUGGCUCUUUAAUUAUGUUCUGACUUAGAGGCUUAACACUGGGAGUACCAGGGUUUCGACCUGUCCCCUGAAGUCCUGAAAGAGGGUCAAAAGACCUGAGUCCAAACUGACGAUUCUGAUGGCUCAAAUUAGCAUCCCUUUUUCAAUUGUAAACGUGGCCAUUGACCGUCAGGCCAGAAAGGAGGAGUGGAAAAUCGUGCAAAACUGGUUAUAGCUAAAAUAACCAAAUAUAGCUAAAAUCCUUCAGGUCAGUCGACCCGUCUCUGGGCUCCAAAGGUAGAAAUGUUAACAUAGGACCCUUCUCUGGUACUCACAGCUAAAAUCAUGUGCACCCUACUUUCUUUGUUUGUACAAUUUUGUGAAAGAUCUGUGUGUAAAUACAUAAUUGCUCAGGUAAUUUGGAUACAGAAAACCUACGUACGGGUUAUGCUUUCUAGACUGGUCACUAAUGGUGGUCUUAAUCAUCUUUGUAUCAUAUUUAACUUUCCCAAUUUCACCAUCGACCUUUUUAAAUGGGAGUAAAUUAUUUAGAAGAAGAUAUAUUGUUUCGUGUUGUUUGGCAAAAAGUAGAAUUUCUGAUGUAUUUAUUAUAAUUAAAUGACAAAAUCAGUUUGCUAUGCAAAAAGCCUGACAUUUUUUACUACACGCUCCUCAAUGGCAGCAUAUCAAGUCACUUACAUAUCGCCCAUUAACCCUAACCCUAACAAUCUUUUGAAAAUCCAUAUGCAUUUUUAUGAGUUGCACCUUAUUGGUCUUGUUAAAACACUGACACUCUGAGAAUUGCCUGAAAAUGUUUAUGAAUAAUCUUAAAUAUUCACACAGACAAACAGGAAAGGGUAUCAUUUUUAGUGCAUUUCAUGAUUCUUACAAUCAGAGGCCUCUGAUUGCCAUGUUAAUUUCCAUGUCAGAAAUCAAGCAAUAUGUGAUAAAAAGGAAAAGAAAUAAAGAAAGGCAAAUAAGAGAGCCAGCAAUAUAAUGUUCUACUAAUAUGGUAUACAUAGUGACAGUGACCUAAAGGAGCUGAAAGCCUCAGUUUCUACAGUAGCGCACCUGUGAAAGUAUUAUCACCGUGAGCACAUCACAAUGAAUAUCUACAAUUCAUUUUCUCACAGCAACUUGUCAUUUAGAAGUAAAAAGUACUUUUAAGCUAAUGCUACAUGCUGGAAGGGUCUUAUUAAAGCAGUAAUUAAUUUUACUUAAUAACGUGAUGUUGCCAGUCGACAUGUUUUUAUUGGCAGAAGAUGCAAAAACAAUUUAAAAGGACAGCAACAACAGGUUUAAUUGACUUAGAAACUUUAGUCUCACAAACACCUGAACUUCCUGAAUAGUCUGGCUGCUGACAAGACGAAACACAUUGUGUUCAUUUACGACUUUCAGAGCUACAAAGAUGUUUUAUGUUAUAAACAUAUUUUAAUUCUGUUUUGAAACAAAAAAGAAAAAGAAAUUCAUGUAUGAUUUAUUUAUGUUUAAUGGUUUAACACGUUUUGCUGUUUCUGACUACGAUGUGGUGUUUGUUUUUCAAACUUUUGGAAGUCCUACCAAAUUUAUACACAAACAAAUAGAAACCAAUGAAUUGGGUACAAAAACAUAACUCAGGAAAAUCUGUGUAUGUAUGAGAAAAGUAACUCUUCCAUUCUCAAGAGUGUUAGAGGAAAAAGUAAUAAAAUGAAUUGCAGGAUCCAAAUGCAGGGAGGAGCCAAGCAGGUGAAAGUCAAUAGUUGACUAAAGGAAAUAAGAAAAACUAAAUCCAAAAGGGAUAAAUCCAAAAAAAUGUAGAAGAAGCGAAACAAGCUGGGGGCAUACAGAGUGCUCAGUGGUAACUUGUACCAAAUACAUUUUUAUGUUAAGUUUUACAUUAACAAUUAACUCAAAAUUGAGGUGUUGCUCUUUUCACUUCAGUCAUAUUGAAAUAGGAUCACCGUUUUCAUAUUAAUCUUUUUAGCUUACCUUUCUUACAAUGAGUUUACUAUGCCUGCAAAACUCAAAUAUGAGUCUUUCUUUUCUUACACUUUUGUACUUCACAGCAGUUCUGAAAUUGAGCUGUAUAUUGCAGCUUAAAAUUUGAAAUCAAAUUUCCUCUGUCUAAGGUGGCCUUAGUGUUUUGUGUUUUUUUACAUUAACAUAUAUUCUGCAGUCUUUGAGCAAACCCAUUUUAAACAGUGCAUGGAAACAUCUGGUUUCAGCUGAGGGGCUUUCUGUCUCUGCAAUGGGGUCUGUGGUCCUGACACAACAAUCAUGUCCUCAGCUGUGAUGUAUUUUGUUGUUGAUAGACUGAGCAGUUUUCCACAAUGCAAUAAAAACGUAUUUUCAGUCUG